This is a messenger RNA of Trichophyton benhamiae CBS 112371, 702 nucleotides long. RefSeq lists its product as uncharacterized. Gene Ontology annotation, cellular component: cytosol. The transcript is spliced from 3 exons. The record is from RefSeq and is a predicted model, not a curated record. NCBI's taxonomy places the organism in Eukaryota, Fungi, Ascomycota, Eurotiomycetes, Onygenales, Arthrodermataceae. Bases 1 to 702 code for a protein of 233 amino acids.
AUGCAGAAUCUCUCGUCUCAUGUGUGUAUUUUCCCUCGGCGAGAAGACACGAACAUGCGACAUGGGAGAGACACCAAAAUAAGCAGAGGAAGAUCGACUUUCACGACUUUCACAUGCACGCGAUCUCCUCGGGCCUUUUGCUGUUACGGGGAAAACGACGGCGGCCCCAUAACUAUAAGAUGCUUCCUCCGCCUUCUCUUCUCUCCUCGCCUCCUUUCGACACCUCCCACAGCUCCAGCUCUCGACCGUACAGACACAGGACUCUUCUAUCCCAAGCAGCAUCUACCAGCUACCGCCAUCAUGUCUGUCAAGAUCGACUCUUUCCCUUCUUCCGCUGCCUUUGACCUGAUCAACGACACGCUCAAGGCCAAUCCCAAGGAGCGCGAGGCCGCUAUCAAGGCCGCCCAGGGCAUCUUCGCCUUCACCCUCACCAACGAGGCUGGCGCCACCGAGAGCUGGUACCUCGACUUCAAGAAGGACGGUGUCGCCUGCAAGGGCGCUGCUCCAGAGGGUGGCAAGGCCGAUGUCACCCUCGUCCUGUCCGAGAAGGACUUCGCCGGCCUCGUCGCUGGCACCGCCAACGCCCAGCGUCUCUUCAUGGGCGGCAAGCUCAAGAUCCGCGGCAACGCCAUGAAGGCCAUGAAGAUCGAGCCUAUCCUCAGCAAGGCCAAGGCCAACACUGGCGUCAAGGCCAAGCUGUAA